This is a messenger RNA of Lodderomyces parapsilosis, 1560 nucleotides long. RefSeq names its product H(+)-transporting V1 sector ATPase subunit H (gene VMA13). Bases 1 to 1560 code for a protein of 519 amino acids. The record is from RefSeq and is a predicted model, not a curated record. Gene Ontology annotation, biological process: proton transmembrane transport. The transcript has a single exon. Gene Ontology annotation, molecular function: proton-transporting ATPase activity, rotational mechanism. NCBI's taxonomy places the organism in Eukaryota, Fungi, Ascomycota, Pichiomycetes, Serinales, Debaryomycetaceae. Gene Ontology annotation, cellular component: vacuolar proton-transporting V-type ATPase, V1 domain; fungal-type vacuole membrane.
AUGCAUCACGGUGGAACAACGCUGAUUCAUUUAACGCCCAAAAUUCAAUUUGCAGCCACAAAGUCGUGUACAAAAACACAAAAUUCUCACAUUAUUGCGCAUGGGAAUUUGAAAUUCAUCAACGACAAUCCAAAACCAAAAAAAAAGGAAGAACCAGACACAUUAAUCAAACCCCGUCCAGGCAUGUCCCAAUUCACUCUCGACAGCACAUACUUGAACGACUCUAAGAAGAUUAUUAGUGAGAGAAUCAUACCAUGGGAAGGGCUUGCGAGAUCGAGAGUCGUCACUGAAGACGAUGCCAAUCAUAUAAAGAUUUUAGAGAAACAAUCUAAUGAAAAUAGAGACAAUACGGUUAAAUCGCAAUUGGAUUUGUACUCGAAAGUAUUGCUCAAUGUUUUGAGUAAAGUUGAUAAAGAUGACGUUGUUAAAAAUGUUUUGACCUUGAUUAAUGAUUUGUUGCUUAAUGUUCCUGAGUUUUUGGAUGCACUUUUGAGCUUGUCAUCAAUAGAUACAGGUUUACCAUUUGACCCAUUUGUCAAACACUUGGACAAGGAGCCGUUGAUUAAGUCAUUGGCAUUGUACAACUUGGUUAUCCUUGCUAAAGGGUCCCCCGAUAAAGAGGUGAUUAUUCGUACAUUUACGGCGAUUACCCUGCUCAUUGAAAAUACUGAUUCAAAUUUUCAAUUUAUUGGCAUCCAAUUGCUUCAGGAAUUGGUUUCAAACAGAAAAUACAAGACAAUAUACCAAGAAAACAAUCUUUUAACCAACUUCAAACCAAUAAAUGCAUUAAUCACUAAGCUGUCUACUCACCCCAAUGCAACUGGUUUGCAAUUGUCGUACAAUGUAUUGUUGGCAACCUGGAUAUUAUCAUUCAAUGCUGAAAUCAACAAGUCAAUUAUCCAUAGUUUCCCACAAAUUGCUGGUAGUCUUUUGUUGAUUGCGAAAGAUUCAAUUAAAUUGAAAAUUGUGCGUAUUUCAGUUGCCGUGUUGAAGAAUUUCGUUAGUUGUUGUGUCACUCCUCAGGAGCAAUUUAAAGUUGUUAAAUUAUUGUUGUUUCACGAUGCAUUAACCACAAUAAAGACAUUAAAGGAGAGAAAAUUUGCACAAAAUGGCAGUGAUGAGGAAUUAUGUAGUGAUCUUGCUUAUUUAUCUGAUACGUUGGAAGAAACAGUCAAGACCAAGUUGACUUCAUUUGACGAGUAUCUUACUGCAUUGGAAAAUCCCAAAUUGUUGAGUUGGGCAUCACCAAUACACAAGUCUAGUGAUUUUUGGUUGGAAAAUUCAGGUAAAUUUAAAGAUUCAAAUUAUAAAUUAACAAGGAGAAUUUUCGACAUCUUGGGUGCCAAUUCCAAUGACACAACAAUUUGUGUGGUUUUAUUGAAUGAUUUGCAGUAUUUGAUCAAGAACCUUGGUCAAGAUUUGAUUCAUUUCAUCAAUACUGAGAAUGGUGGACUGUACAAGGUAUUGAUUAUGUCGUUUUUGGAAAAUAAUCAAGGAAAUAAUGAGCUUAGGUAUGAAGCGUUGAAGACUAUCCAACUACUUGUGGGACAUAAUUUUUGA